GAAAAAUCAUCUCUUAUCAUCAACACUAUGCAACUUCUUCUUCGUCUUGUUUGCUGAUGCAAAACACAAGUCAACUGUUCUUAUGAUCUGUUGGAGAAAAAGGAGAGCACUUGUUGAUUUCGAUUCCUUGUGAUUGAGGAAGACACGAUCUUGUAACUGUCUGAUAUGGCAUCUUCAUCUGCUGUUGCUCAUAAAUGGAAGUAUGAUGUGUUCCUUAGUUUUAGAGGCAAGGAUACGCGCAAUAAUUUUACCAGCCAUCUCUAUGAUGCUUUGUGUCGUAAGAAAAUCAAGACCUUCAUUGAUGAUGGGCUUGAAAGAGGAGAAGAAAUUACGGGUGCACUUUUGAGAACAAUUGAAGAAUCGAGAAUUUCAGUGAUAAUAUUCUCAAGAAACUAUGCAUCUUCUCCAUGGUGUGUGGAUGAACUAGUGAAGAUACUUGAAUGCAAGAAGGCAUAUGGGCAGAUUGUUUUACCAGUUUUCUAUCAUGUGGACCCGUCUGAUGUUGAUGAACAAACAGGGAGUCUUGGGGAUGCGUUUGCUGAGCUUGAAAGAAAUUUUAAGCAGAAGAUGGACAAGGUUCCAAGGUGGAGAGCUGACUUAACAAGUGCUGCCAAUAUAUCCGGAUGGGAUUCACAAAUUAUUAGGCCUGAGUCGAGACUCGUGGAUCAAAUUGUGCAACAUAUUUUGAAGAAAUUGAAUUAUGCAUCCUCAAGUGAUUUGAAGGGCCUGGUCGGAAUGGAUUCACGCAUGAAGCAAAUCGAAGCCUUAUUAUGUACACAGUUACCAGAGGUGUGUGUUGUAGGAAUAUGGGGCAUGGGUGGUAUUGGUAAGACAACCAUUGCUGGAGAGAUUUUCAACAAGAUCGCAAGGGAAUAUGAAGGUCACUAUUUUCUUGCAAAUGUGAGGGAGGAAUCAGAAAAGAAUGGAGGAUUAUUUCGUAUGCGAGAUGAACUUUUCUCUAAAAUAACAGAGGAAGAAAAUCUACAUAUUCGCACUCCACGUAUUGGACUCCCUUUCAUUAAAGACAGGAUCUGCCGUAAAAAGAUUCUGAUUGUUUUCGAUGAUGUGAAUGAUGUAGAUCAAAUUGAAAUGUUACUUGGAGGAUGUGAGUCGUUUGGUCCAGGAAGUAGAAUUAUCCUAACAUCUAGAGAUAAACAGGUCCUUAAGAAAUAUUCAGACAAAAUAUUUGAGGUUGGGGGACUGAAUUACCAGGAAGCUCUUCAUCUCUUUAGUUUGCAUGCAUUUAAGGAUAAUCAUCCCCCAUACAAUUAUAUGGAGCUGUCUGUGAGGGCACUAAAUUACGCUAAAGGUAAUCCAUUAGCUCUUAAAGUCUUAGGUUCCUUUCUACUUGGCAGAACGAGAGAAGUAUGGGGAAGUGCAUUGAACAAGGUUGAAAAACUUCCUCAGAAAGAAGUUGAUAUUGUGUUGAGAAUAAGUUUUGAUGCACUUGAUAGAGAAGAGAAGAGUAUAUUUCUCGAUAUUGCAUGUUUUUUUAAAGGGCAGAACAUUGAUUUUACAAAGAGAAUACUAGAUGGCUGUGGCUUUUCAGCUGAUAUAGGAAUUAGUGUUCUUGUCGAUAAGUGUCUCGUUACUAUUUCUGGAAACAAGAUAGGGAUGCAUGAUUUGUUGCAGCAUAUGGCCCAUGAAAUUGUCAGCAUGGAAUCAGUCAAUGACCCAGGAAAACGCAGUAGAUUGUGGCAUUUUGAUGAUGUGUAUGAUGUGCUGACCAGAAAUCUGGGAACUAAAAACGUUGAAGGGAUAUCCGUAGACUUGGAUAGUUCUAAAAGGAUAAUGAAGGUGAGUUCCAGAGCGUUUGCGAGGAUGUAUAAUCUUAGAUUGCUCAAAGUUUAUAAUUCAGGAUUCGGAAAUAAUAGUGAAGUGCUCCUUCCUCAUGGCCUGGAUUCUAUUUCCAAUGAGUUGAGGUAUCUCCGCUGGGAUGGAUACCCUUUGAGAUCUUUGCCGUUCAAUUUUAUUCCGCAGAACCUUGUUGAAAUUAAUAUAUCUUCAAGCAAGGUUGAACAACUUUGGCAAGGAAACCAGAAUCUUGUGAAUCUAAAAGAGGUCAACCUCAGCAAUUGUAAGCAUCUAACAGAAAUCCCAGACCUCUCACAGGCUGCAAAUCUCGAGAGUUUGAAUCUUCAAUCCUGUACAAGUUUGACAGAAGUUCCUCAAUCUAUCCAAUAUCUAGACAAACUCUCCGAUUUCAAUCUGAGAUCCUGUACAAGCCUUAUAAGCCUGCCAAGUAGUAUUAAUUUGAAAUCACUCAAGACUCUUAACCUCUCAGGCUGCUUAAAUCUUAAGAAUUAUCCAGAGAUCGCGGAGAAUGUGCAGUACUUAAAUUUAAAUGAGACUUCAGUUCCAGAACUUCCCCGAUCAAUUGAGCAUCUUAGUAGACUUGUUGCAUUGAAUUUGAGGGAUUGUAAGCAACUUGGGAAUCUUCCGGAGGAUGUAUGUUCGUUGAAGUCACUUGAAAUUGCUGAUCUGUCAGGCUGCUCAAAUAUCACCAUGUUUCCAGCUUUUCCAGGGAAAGUCAGAUAUAUUUACUUGAGUGGAACUGCAAUAGAAGAAGUUCCGUCUUCAAUCGAUCGCCUUUCAAGACUCUUUUCUUUGGAUCUAAUGGGUUGCAAAAGGCUCAAGAAUCUUCCAUGUACUUUUUCUAGGUUGGCAUCUCUUGAAAAACUCAGUCUCUCUGGGUGCUCAAUCAUCACGGAGUUUCCAGAGCUUCCAGUGACUAUUAAGGAGUUGUAUCUGGAUGGGACAGCAAUACGAGAGAUUCCUUCAUCAGUUGAGCAUUUGUCCAACCUUGUUGAAUUGAGUCUGCAAAACUGUACAAGAUUUGAGAUUCUACCUG
This is a messenger RNA of Populus euphratica (Euphrates poplar), 2851 nucleotides long. Its product is annotated as protein SUPPRESSOR OF npr1-1, CONSTITUTIVE 1-like. The transcript is spliced from 5 exons. Gene Ontology annotation, biological process: signal transduction; defense response. The annotation marks the transcript as partial. Gene Ontology annotation, molecular function: ADP binding. The record is from RefSeq and is a predicted model, not a curated record. NCBI's taxonomy places the organism in Eukaryota, Viridiplantae, Streptophyta, Magnoliopsida, Malpighiales, Salicaceae.